Molecule: messenger RNA, 1040 nt
Organism: Heteronotia binoei (common prickly gecko)
Lineage: Eukaryota; Metazoa; Chordata; Lepidosauria; Squamata; Gekkonidae
Product: putative transferase CAF17 homolog, mitochondrial
Exons: 3
Coding region: 1-768 (255 amino acids)
Cellular component (GO): mitochondrial matrix
Molecular function (GO): protein binding
Source: RefSeq, a predicted model, not a curated record
AUGCGGUAUUUUUUGCUCUUUUCCAGGGUUCGUGAAAGCUCUCAAGAAGAGACCCACAUUCUCUUGGAGUGUGACUCUGCAGCCUUGGACUCCCUUCAGAAGCAUCUGAAACUGUAUAAGAUCCGAAGGAAAGUGAGCAUCGCUCCUUGCCUUGACAUGUCUUUGUGGGCUGUGAUCUUGAAGGAGCCGUCUGAGGAGGUUUCCCGGAAGCUCCAACACCGCUCUGGCAACGCGGUGGUUGUCGCGUCGGACCCCAGAGGAGACAUUAUGGGUUGGAGGCUGAUAACCAACCAAAGCACAAACCCGCUAGAGAUUGUUCCCGGAAGCCGGAUUGGAAAUAUCAAAGAUUAUCAUAGGCACAGGUACAAACAAGGCAUCCCUGAAGGCAUUAAAGACCUCCCUACUGGAAUAGCCCUACCUCUGGAAUCCAACCUGGCUUACAUGAAUGGUGUCAGUUUCACCAAAGGCUGUUACAUCGGACAGGAGUUAACUGCUAGGACCCACCAUAUGGGUGUCAUCCGUAAACGCCUCUUGCCGAUAGAGCUUGCAGUACCCAUGCCUUCCGAAAGCAUUCCUAACGGUGCGGAAAUCGUUACGGAAUCGGGAAAGUCGGCUGGGAAGUACCGGGCCGGAAGCGAUGAGCUUGGGAUAGCCCUGCUCCGACUGGCUCACGUGAACGAACCGUUGCGUCUAAAACUCCCCGGUGACGCGACCGUGAAUCUCACAGCUUCCGUUCCUGAAUGGUGGCCGAAGGCUACAAACGCGUAGAAGAAGCUUGUGUUCAACAUCGUCUGCCUCGCUGAAGAUAGCCUUGUGGACUUGAAGUUCAUUCGCUGUUCCCUUGAUUUUGUUUAAUGAUUUGUCGGGUCAUCUGCCCGACUCCAUUAUAUUUCAGCAGGCGUUGCGCGAGAAGAGCUCCACGCAGAUUAUGCCCAUUUUCACUGUCGCUUAUUAGGGAGGACCAAAUAAUGUGCGCAGCGUAAAUUAUUUUAAGAGAUUCUUGUGUCUCUAAUACUGAUGCUUUUUCUAAAUUUGGGAAA